AUACCAACCGGGUGGCGCACGCCCGACUCUCGAUAUGUCGCCAGCGUUGCGAACAAUGGCACGCGCCCGACCGGAUCCGGAUACGUUUUCACCUAUGUUGCGCUAUGUCUCCAGACGUUCAGCAUGCACAGGGCCCAGAGGUGGCGAGACCCUUCGCGACUACGCUCGCUAGUUAGAUUUGCGGUGGUGCUGAUGAUACCCAAUCAUACUUGGAGUUCAGCAUGCGCUGCUGUCCGCGUUGGCAGAUGCGUGUUCAGUAACUUAGUGCGUGAUCGUUCUCUUCACUCUUGCACGCUACUCAGCUUCCGUGACGAGUCUAUAUCGUACCUUAGAACUGCCGUCCUUCAGGCUUUCGAUACCAGAAGAAUCCCCUUGGCGACAAACAUACGGCGGCAAUCGUCCACAGUGGAACUCAAUGGCGCUCGAGGUAGACAGGCAGUAGAGCUCACGAUGCUCUAUGCAGCUGUGCUCGACUAUACUAGGUCGUUAGGUAUCCAAUGCCGCUCUUUCACUUCGGGGUUUCAACCAUAGCGGGGCGUCUGUAGCCACGUCAACAUCUCACCAUACCAAAGGCGUCGCGUUCUGCCCGUCAGCUCAGUUCCAAAUGUCAGGCUCUACAGAGCGAUCCAUCAGCCCCUUGUUCGCCCGUUUGCAUCUCCCAGACGGAUAGGCCGUUCCUAUCGCCCACCUGAUCUGAUGCAUACGGCGCC
Schizophyllum commune H4-8 is the source of this 710-nucleotide messenger RNA. RefSeq lists its product as uncharacterized. NCBI's taxonomy places the organism in Eukaryota, Fungi, Basidiomycota, Agaricomycetes, Agaricales, Schizophyllaceae. The record is from RefSeq and is a predicted model, not a curated record. The transcript is spliced from 3 exons. Bases 124 to 531 code for a protein of 135 amino acids.